AUGUGUGUGUGGUGUCAACGGGUUCGCGAGUUGAUUGUUGAGGUGUUCGUGUCGACCAAUAGCAAACCAAACGCUCAUCGAAUGCAUGCAUUGAAUGCGGAAAACCACAUAAAACAUGGUAAGCUAUUUGCGGACCCAUUCCUCCGCAUAUCACUGGCCAUCGCGAUGUCCAACCCUUUCGGCGACUCCGACGACGAUGAGAGCGCCGGUCGCUCGGACGAGGCGGCCGUCAAGGAGGGCCUCUUGUGUCCCGUUUGCCUCCAAGACCUCAAGACGAUCACCGAUUUGAAGGAUCACUUCGACGCGAACCACAAGAAUGAGUUCAUAUCGUCGGCCAAUCACAGCAGCAAACAACAGAUCGGUUCCCAACUGAAAGGGCUCAUCAACAAGACGAAGAAGAUCCUGAAGAAUGAUGCCGUGGAUGAGACACAGGAGCCGUCAUCGGUGGCCAACGCAAACCCCGGCUACUCAUACGUCGACCACUGGAGGCGCCAAAUGACUAUAGGUGAGACACGCAAUCACUUCGACCACUUCCGACGGAUCCGAGACUCGCGUAUCGAGCGCUAUGUUAUGGAAACCAAUAAACUGCUCAUCAGAUUAGAUAAACUGAUUACCGAUGCGCCCAAAGAGCCGGAGAAGCGUAAACUCCACGAGAAGACAGUGGUCUUGUGGGCCAAUGAUGAUGACGUCCGGCUGUGUCCGAACUGCGCCAAGAGUUUCAAUCUUAGCCGCCGUCGACACCAUUGCCGACUCUGCGGUGGGAUUAUGUGUCACAACUGUUCCCAGUUUUUGGACUUUGUUUACGCGCGCAAAAUCAUUAGUCCCACGAAUUUAGAGGAGAGUAGCCUAUCGUUGCUGCCGAAGACAAACCUUAGCCGUCGAGGAAGUAGUAGUAGUUUGCUGUCGAUUGUCAACUCGAGUGGCGAUCCGCACAUCAGAGUCUGCGGCGACUGUAAGACACUGUUAGACCGGAGGGACCGGCAGAUCGAGGACAACACG
This is a messenger RNA of Oppiella nova, 999 nucleotides long. The record is from the annotation of a GenBank genome assembly. Lineage: Eukaryota; Metazoa; Arthropoda; Arachnida; Sarcoptiformes; Oppiidae.